AUGAUYCAGGAUUACCUCGAACACUACCUCGAGCACAGUAUAUACAUGCCAAUCUCUAGCAGUCUCACACAUCUAGAGUACAACUACAAGUCAGGCCAGCAACAGCCAACCCGCCAAGCAUACCAAUCACUGUUGACGCGACCACAAUUCAAUCAAUGCAUUGCCAACUCACUCACAUCACUAUCCACCAACAUUGUCUUCUUUGACCAUUGCGCUCAAAGUUUGAACAUGCCUAAUGCUAUGCAGCUCUUGAGGAUGCUGUCGCUAAGCAUUCACGAGCUGGACACACGCCCGUCUGACCCAACAUUGAACAAGCACUACGCCAACUUGCUUGGACAGCUGACGACAUUGUGUCCCAAGUUGGAGUCUUUGGAUGUGCACUGCGAGCUGGUUGAUAUCGACCUCUUUGAAACAGUGAACAUGGACUCGAUUGAUGAAUCAGUUGAUCGUCUGGCCUUCACAAGGCUGUUCUCACGUCUGUUUAAGAAUUCAAAUGAUCACUUGGUCAAUCUCACAAUUGAAGACACUGUACGCACUGAUGGCUCACUGACAGAGUAUCUACACUACUAUCACCAACACCUCUUUGAUCAUAUCUCCACAACAAUGCCAAGUCUGGGGAGUCUGUCACUCAUCAUCUACAAAGAUCGCAAUGUACUUAAAGGUCGAUCAACGCCAUUCUAUCAAUCAAUACAGCGAUACCUUGAGGCCAAUCAUACAUUGAAUACGUUCAAACUCUGUCACAGGCCAUCCAAAGAGUUGAAGCCACUCAUCAAGUAUUACUUGCAAGAGUCCACGCUGGAGGAGCUCAUCCUGGUGGAGCGCAAUUGCAAACUUCGUCUGAAUCUCCUGUCGAUUGUCAAGCGGCCAAUCAAGUCACUAACUGUCACUUUGAAGAAAAAGUACAUGAUGUUGGUGUCCGACCUGGAUAACAUAUUAGCAUCACUCAACAAUGUGGACAACCUCACAGUAUCAAUGACAAUCACCAACUGA
Molecule: messenger RNA, 990 nt
Organism: Acytostelium subglobosum LB1
Lineage: Eukaryota; Evosea; Eumycetozoa; Acytosteliales; Acytosteliaceae
Exons: 2
Coding region: 1-990 (329 amino acids)
Source: RefSeq, a predicted model, not a curated record